This is a messenger RNA of Lolium rigidum, 1107 nucleotides long. RefSeq lists its product as uncharacterized. The transcript has 2 exons. The record is from RefSeq and is a predicted model, not a curated record. NCBI's taxonomy places the organism in Eukaryota, Viridiplantae, Streptophyta, Magnoliopsida, Poales, Poaceae. The coding region runs from base 1 to 873 and encodes 290 amino acids.
AUGGGCAACAGCAUCGGCGGCCGGCGGAAGGGCGCCAAGGUGAUGCAGCUGGACGGCACGGCGUUCCGGGUGAAGCCGCCGGCGUACGCGGGCGCGGUGCUGCACGACCACCCGGGCUUCCAGCUCCUCGAAUCCGAGCAGGUCAAGCUCCUCGGCGUCCGAGCGCGCCCACUGGAGCACGACGCGCUGCUCCGCCCGGGCCGGCUCUACUUCCUCGUCGCGCUGCCGAAGCCCGUCGCGCCCCCGCGCCGCGCCUGGUCCGGCGCGCUCCACGUCGGCGCGCGCGAGCGGCUCGAGUCGCUCAUGCUCACGCGCCGCUCCACCUCCGACCUCACUUUCCCCACCGGCACCGCGCCGGCCUCGCCAGCCGCCUCCGACGGCGGGCCUGUGCAGCUCCGGAUGCGCCUGCCCAAGGCGCAGCUGGCCAAGCUCAUGGGCGAGAGCCGGGACUCCGCCGAGGCCGCCGCCAAGAUCAUGCAGCUCUGCGCCGCCAACGCGGCCGGGAGCGGCGCCGUUACGCCGGAGAGGUUCGCGCCACGGACGCCCGAGCGGAGCCCGCUGUUCGUGCCAACGCCGGACUGGGGCACCGGCGUUCGGCUCCCGCAGACGCCCGAGCACAGCCCGCGGUUCGUGCCCACGCCCGACUGGGGCGCCGGCAGGUUCUCCCAGACGCCGGAGCAGAGCCCGAGGUUCGCCGCGACGCCCGAGUGGGGCGCCAGGUUCAUGAUGCCCACGCCGGAGAGAGAUACCGGCAUGACGGCGAAGACGCCGGCCGAGAGGUGGUCCGCGCUGACCGGCACGCCGGGCGGCAAGCCCAGCCGGAAGGAGAAGCGAACGCGGUUCGUCGCCUUACCAGACGAGAUAAUCGCCUGACUGUUCCUGCAUUGAAACGAGGGGAGCUAAUACAUUGCAAGAAUGUUGGUGCACCUUCAGCUUAACCUGUCAUGAUGCUAUACAAGAUCAACCACAGAUAGCCGAAGUCGGAGAUGUUGCGAAUGGUUUCCUGCCUCGACUCUUCCUCCUUUCAGGGUCUUGGAUUUUGCAGAGAUUGUGAAGGAGAAGGAGAUGGUGAAAGGGGGAUAAGUGGUGAAGAACUAAAGACCGGUC